This is a messenger RNA of Ictalurus punctatus (channel catfish), 6347 nucleotides long. RefSeq names its product carboxyl-terminal PDZ ligand of neuronal nitric oxide synthase protein. Gene Ontology annotation, molecular function: nitric-oxide synthase binding. Lineage: Eukaryota; Metazoa; Chordata; Actinopteri; Siluriformes; Ictaluridae. The transcript is spliced from 10 exons. The record is from RefSeq and is a predicted model, not a curated record. The coding region runs from base 3248 to 4840 and encodes 530 amino acids.
GCAAACACUUUCAUCUUUCAAACAGUGCCUAUUAAUAAAGUUGAUAUACUUGAACAAAACCACAAGGAAAUGUAGCUUUUUCAAUCAUUUAUUCGACAGAAAUAUCAAUAGAUGUGAUUCUUCUGUGGAAGUACACCCUUGGCCUCAGAAGCUAAGUCCCUUUAGCAGAAACCACUUCUUGUAGGCGUUUCGCAUGAUUGUCCACCAGGCUCGCUGGAAUCUUUGACCACUCUUCCAUGAAAUAUUCUUUCUGUUGCGAGUAUUCUUUCAGCUCUUGCAUGUACUGCUCGUUUCAAAUACCCCACCUCCAGCAUUUCAAGGAUACUAGCAGAUCCUGUGAUGAAAUGUUGGGGUUCUUGGAACAGACGGUCUGCUCUUGGACUGAAUUUGCCGCGACAGCAGUCCUGGACAAGUUAGCAGUCGUUUGAAAUCCGCGCCACUUGUAGACGAUUAUCCUUACAGCGGAAUGAUGUAUUUCAAAUCAUUUGGAGAUCUUUUUAAAUCCCUUGCCAGACUCAUAGGCAUCCACAAGCUUUUCUUUCUAAGACCUUACAGAUCUCUUUAGAUCUUGACAUGAUGACUCCGCAUACCUCAGUAACAAAGGGAACACCAGACACUAGAUAUGAGAGGGGUAUAAAUAAGACCGGUUCCACCUGCACUCCCUAAACAGCUUCUAAUCACUGGCAUCCAAUCUACACAUGAUUCUAAUUUUAUGGAUUUGACGGCGUGAUACAGAUCAGUCACACGGAAAAAGUGCGUUGUUUUUUCUUGUUAAUUUAAAUUGUGAUAAUGACUACAAAACUUUAUAUCUAAUUUGAUCGAUUGUAUCACCUUUAUUAAUAGGCAAUGUUUCAAAGAGGAUCAAAUGUUUGCUUGUCCAAAUAUGUUAAAAACAUGUGGAAAUCCUGAUCAGGCAGACACUACAGACGUUACAGACACUACUCACAGCAAGUCCCAUUCAGGAUGUUACCCACAGACGCAUCCAGCACUAAUAUACUGUCAUGUUCCCAAAUAUCCAACUCGAAGACCGUGUAUAGCACUUGCGAACUUUUGUCAGUUCCCUUUUAGUCUGCAUGUGCUCUGUUUCGACUCGUGGUGGGAAAUCAGUCUUGGAGAAGUCCGCCCAAAAAAAAAAAAGUAAGACUCCAGUGUGCUUGUCCAAGGUUUACUUGAAAGAUAAAUAAACGAGGCUUAAAACAAGUGGUAGCUAAUGCGAUUUAACCUCAGAGUUUUACAAGUUCUUUAGUGAAAUGCUUUAAAUAUGCAUUAAUACAGACGAGGGCUAUGCAUAUAUAUAGAUUGGACAGAAAGAGUUAAAAAAAAACAAAAAAAACAAAAAAAACAAGGAAGAUUGCAGCUCUUUGACGCUUCACACUCCACGUGUUACAAGGACACUCGUCUUUUCAAAGCGACAGCUUUUAAGUCUGUUUUUAUAAAGUGGCCAAAGAACCGAGUCUCCUCUGUGGUCUCGGGAAUCCUCACACACACACGUACACACACAUUACACACACAGUUUGACUUGCUGAAGACCACUGUUAUUUUUACUGCAUCUCUUACUUAACGCGUCUGUCACCAUGCCUGAGUUAAUGAAGAUGUAGCGGGGUUAAAAAAAAAAAUAAAAAAAAUAAGCAAAGACCAAAUUUCCCCUCAGGGCCGCUUCAAGUGUUGGCGCUUUUACUUUUUUUUCUUUUCUCUCUCCAAACGUGUGUGUUCUUUCAGUUCUCUGCGCAUCACGUAAGCACAGUACUGCUGUGAAAUGUUAGUGAAUAAAUGAGAAUUCUGUUUACCUGCCCGACACGGAGCUGCGAUUUCAGCGACAGUGCGACAAACAGUUGAACCGAGAUGUUCUUCACUCUAUGCAUAAUGAUUCGACACAAUAACCGAUUGCCGGAACUGUCGGUCAUUGGCUAAAAUCCACACCGAUCGUUUUUCAGUUACACAAACAGUUGUGUAAAGUUUUAGUCUGAGAUUUAUAUUCGUAACACUUCGUUUGUGGAUUUUACUUUAAAUAAGCGAAAUAAUAGUACUGAAAGAUUGACCCCCCACCCCCCCACGUCCGAUUAAUAAAAAAAUAAUUAUAAUCGGCCAACUAACUGAUUAUGAGUUGCAGCCCUACUUUAACGAGAUGAUACUGUUAAUUAAUAUAUAAGAUCAUCCGUCCCUUUUCUGUGCCCCUUAUCCUACACAGGGUCGCGGGGAGCCUGGAACUUAUCCCAGAGGACUCGGGUGACACUCUGGAUGGGGCGCCAACCCAUCGCAGGGUUGAGACCAUCACACACCCGUUCACACACUAUGAGCAAUUUAGUGAUGCCUGUCAGCCUACAAUGCAUGUCUGAACUGGGGAAGGAAACCGGAGUACCCGGAGGAAACCCCCCGGAGAAAAGCACGAGGGGAACUUGCAAACUCAGCGCACACAGGGCGGAGGCGGGAAUCAAACCCCCAAAUCUGGAGGUGUGAGACACACGUGCUAACCACUAAGCCGCCGUGCAUUUAUAAGAUCAUAUGUAUGCGUUUUAUGUUGACCUCAAUGGCAUUCUAUAGUCUCCAAACCAGUUUCGGAAUUAAAUCUUCACUUGAGCUUAACUCGGAAAAUGUUGUCCCCGGGUUCGUGCGCGUGCUUGUGUGUAUUUUUACUUGUUUACCGAGAUGUUCAUGCAAAUGGGAGUGCAUUGAAUAUUUCAUAAUGUAGUGCACUUGGGCUUGAAGUGAAGACAUAAAUGUUUUAGCGUUAAAUACAAUUAAAACCUCCAGGUUCCUUACACUGACUACUGGAGUUUUCUAUACGGUUUAUUGUUAUAUUAAAAUACAGAUAUGACAUCAUUAUUAUGUGCAAUUGUUUGGGAAAUGUCUAUUCUCUUUAAAUGUAGCCUGUUAAUCGUGUUUAAAGUGCCAUUUUCUUAAAUCCAUAAAUACAUUUUCUGCUCUCCUAAUGAUCAGGGUUCUGUUAAUCCGUUUUGCUCCUGUAGAGACUCGUUUAAAAUAAAAAAAAGAAGAAGAAAGAAGUGAAGGUAUUGUUUUUCAUUCUAGCGUAUGAGAGAAUAUUGGGCAGAAUAUUACAUGCCCAAGCACAGUUUCAGUAGAGUGCAGCCUGUUGCCUUGUGCCUAAAUCUCCAGAGUUGCAAAUCGUCCUUCGUGAAGGUGUAAGACGGUGAAAAAAAGGAUCAUCUGACACGUUUAAUCAGCGGAGUUACGAGAUCCGGCUUGGUACGAGUUCAAGGCGAAGAGCAUUAAGAAGAAGAAAGUGAACAUGGUGGUCUCGGUGGACGGCGUAAAAGUGAUACUUCGCAAGAAACAGAAGAGGAAAGAAUGGACGUGGGAUGAAAGUAAGCUGCUGGUGAUGCACGACGCGGUGUACAGGAUAUUCUAUGUGUCCCAUGACUCUCAGGAUUUAAAGAUUUUUAGCUACAUUGCCAGAGAUGGGUCCAGCAACACCUUCAGAUGCAAUGUCUUCAAGUCCAAAAAGAAGAGUCAGGCAAUGCGUAUAGUGAGGACAAUAGGCCAGGCCUUUGAGGUGUGCCAUAAGCUGAGUCUGCAGAUUGCAGAUGGACAGAUGGACAGACAGAUGGACAGACUUGCACUUGGAGAGAGUGGAAAAUCUGAGGAGGAGACACCUAGUGAAGGCCAUGAGUCGAGCAGAGCUGAGCUCGUCAGUGUGAUAGAAAUGGAGACGAAGUCGCUGCCAGCCGGUGCUUGUGAACAAGCUAUUACCGACGUCCUUCAGAGCCUGUCGGAUCUGAACAUGGUGAAGCCAGAGCAAACUCUCCAGGAACUUGAGGAGAUGCCUCUUCACCCUCUGUCUCCCAGCAGCCCCCACUCUCUGUCUCUUACACCAUUGGCUGACCAGCACCACCUGCAGUUACUACAGCAGCAGGUACUCCAGCAGCAACAGCAAGCUCAAGUCGCUGUGGCGCAGGUGCAGCUGCUGAAGGAUCAGAUAGCAGCAGAGACUGCUGCCAGGAUGGAGGCUCAGGCCAGGAGCCACCAGCUGCUGCUGCAGAACCGAGACCUGCUGCAGCACAUAGCGCUGCUGGUCCAGCAUGUCAGUGAGCUGGAGGCCAAAGUCAACGGUCAUGCGAAUAAUGAAGACUGGAGAAGGUCAUCAUCCUGUUCUCUCUCUCUCAACCUGAAAAACCACUACAGUUCAGACCAGAUCAUCACGUCCACGCCAGCAGGAGAGGCUCAAGUCCCCCCUACACCCCCUUAUACCAUGGCUACCAUGGCCUGUGCCGAGUCCUACCUCAGCCUGCUCAGAACGGGAACGUCCCAUACCGUCACGGCCAAUGGCAAGCCAGCAAACAUAGGAAGCAGGCAGGGAAUGGGCAGUACAAGCAGUGACUUCACAAAGUUCAAUUCAGCGGCAGUGGAUCAACGGGUUAAAGAAAUAAUCCCAAAACUGGACCCACCCCCUCCUCCCGUCAACCGAAAGCGCCCGAACAGAACGGGAUCAGAAACAGCGUCGAGUCCGGCCUUCAGCUCGUCCUUCCCCGACGUUCCACCGUGUUUUGUUUCUCCGGGGGAGUUCGGCAACGAUCUCAGUGCCUCCUGUUCGGCGAGUGAAGAUUCCGGCAUGCGCUCCGACAACAAGCCGUCCGGCGAGGAUCUGUUCGAAGACCGUAACUCCGGCCUCCUCUCGACGUCCAGCACCUGCAGCAGUUUGCCAGAGGACCACCUCCUGGCUGGAACCCCACCCCGUCCGGCCACUCCCAACAGCUACGAGCACACGCUCGCGUUUUCAUCACCCCUUAACAAAACCUGCCUUCACAUCAGUCUAAGCGAGGACGAGCUUCUGGAGGACGGGAUCUUUACCGCAGGAAGCCCACUUAGUAGCUCACCUAGUUAGUAAUAAGGGUAACAAAAACUUGAAACUAGCGAGGGUUCAAAACUGGACGAAAUAUAGCUACUGAAGCCGUGCUUUCUACUUCUACAGCAGAAAAAGAGAACAAUCAUGUGACUUGUGUAAGAGGUUUCGAGCUAUUUCACAAUUUCCCAUCAUGCAUGGCACCCAGUUUUCCUGGAAUAGGCUCCAGAUUCACCAUGACCCUGACCAAGAUAAAGUAACGAGUAACUUUCUUCACAUAAAUACUGACAUCACUUUUGGACUUAAGUGAUUUAACUCUGAUUACGGCCCAUUGUCUGCAUUAUCUUUAAACAUUGUUCACGUGUAAAUGUGCUGGAAAUUAAUGUACACUGCACUGCUGUGUAUAAAUGUUUUGGUUUUUUUUCUGUUUUUUUUUUCUGUUUUUUUUUUAAAGAAAAAAAUGAUUAGGCAUUAACUUAGAACCUGGAAAGGACAGGAAAUGUAUAGUAUAGGAAAGGACAGUAUAGAAAUGUAUUUUUUUAAAUUAGCUGCUACAUUUUAUUGUACGAGUUUCUAUAGCUCAAGCCCAUGGACUACUGUUCGCCAGAUUAGAAGUGAAAAUGAAAUACUGAAGAAAUGCUUUGAAGGUUAAAGAGCAGACAGGAGAAUUCUCUGGUGACAGAGAAUGGUCUAGGACAAGUCUGGCAAGAAAUGCGUAAUGCUCAUCAAAAAUAUAUGAAGAAAAAUGCGAACGACAUGGAUGAGGAAGUUUAAACCAGAAAGCAUAAUCCGAGCAAAUCACUGCUCAUUAAGUUUGGUUGAAGGAACGGAAAGUUUGAGACCCAGAUGAAGCAAAGCAGAACUGAACUUCUGAAUCAUGUGUAUAGCACUGCCGUGGUGUCAUCAUCAGCUGGGAAGCAGGACAAGAUUCUUAUCGCUCUUAUCGUUCUUCCUGAUGGAGAGUGGCAGAGAUAGACAGCCUGAGAGCGGGGAGGAGAAGAAAAAAAAAAGUGUUGCCUUAGCGGUGAAUUGACUCCGAGGAAGCGAGACCAAGGUAAAUCAAUUUCCUUGCUCUGUGGAUUUCCUCGUCAUAUUAUUGAUGCAGAUAACAUCACGGUGCACUCGAGAAGAAAAAAAAAUCAUCCGGUUCCGACUUUUCCAGUAUCAUAGAAGCAGUGAGGCUAUGGUAGGUUUAAAAUGAACCCGAUGAAACAGACUAACAGACUUUUGAGACACGGAGCUGAAAUGUGCAUGAAGACAUCUAGCAAUAAGGCGCGCAUCAAGAAAAAUGUUGGUUUUGUGUACUAGGGACAGAAGGAACAAGAAAGGUGUCGGAAGAGAAAGAAAAAUAAGAACGAAUGAGAUUGAAGGGAUUAGUAGAGGGGAAGAUGUCGGGGGUGAGCAGGUGUUCUGCUAUGGCUAGGAGGAAGAAGGUGGAAGAGAAAUGGAGGUAGGGAGCGCAUGUGCAGUGUCACUGUGGAGAAACAGUUCCACCUACAGCAAUAAAACUGAAAUAAUAGAAUAAAUAAAUGAAAAAACAUGAUAAACA